GUAAUUUGCAAGACAAGAACUAAGUUUCAAUAUCACUCCUUGCUUUUGGCUCUCUUUGUCCUUGAUUUGGUCUAGCUUAAAGGCUCUUCACAGAGCCAUUGAUGUCAAACCGCAUUGCAAACGUAUCUGUUGAAGGUGACAUAGGCAUGUCAGAGAGGAGAACUAGCAACGAAGGAGAAGUUGUCAUCAAUGUCUCAGACGCUGCUGCUGCGUCUAGAGAUCCAUCAGCAUCUCCUUCCAAAGUAGCUGAGUCAGAUACAGGGACUACUAAACCAGAUCCAUUAAACAUCCCACCUCCAGAAAUCUAUAAAUUCUCUGGUAGCGUUCAUAAGCCACCUAAAGUUCCAGGUUCCAACACUGAAGGUCUAGUUCGAAGGAAAUCUCUUGCGAGGUCAGUUUACUCCAAGCCCAACUCAAGGUUUGGCCAACAACAGUCUUACCGGUACGAUAAGAGUACUAUAUCUGAGGAAAAUGGUGGAACUCUUAGGGAACAGUUUGGAGCUGGCUCAUUUUCAAGAAACUCUUUUAAUAGAGCUUCCCCUAAUAACAAAUCCAAUAGGAGUGUUUGCUCAAAUGCCAUGAGUAAAGUUGUUGAAGAGGAAACCGAUGAAAAUGAAGAAAUCUACGAAAAGGUUAAGCUACACCGAGUGAAGCGUGGUGGAAUCAAACCUCUAGCUCUGCUUGAGUUGCUACUGUUUCUAGCCAUUCUUUCCACUUUGGUUGUGAGUUUAACAAUUGAUACGGUGAAGGAGCAUUGCAUUUGGGGAUUGGAAGUUUGGAAAUGGUGUGUUCUUGUGAUGGUGACUUUUAGCGGCAUGUUGGUGACGAACUGGUUCAUGCAUUUAGCGGUGUUCAUCAUAGAAAAGAACUAUCUUCUACGUAAGAAAGUGUUGUAUUUUGUGCAUGGUUUGAAGAAGAACGUUCAAGUCUUUAUUUGGUUCAGUCUGGUGUUGGUUGCUUGGGUCUUUCUCUUCGACCAUGACGAGAAACGCUCUCGUAAGACCACCAAGUUUCUCGACUUUAUAACGUGGACUAUUGUCUCCCUCCUGGUCGGUUCAAUCAUUUUCUUGGUGAAGACAUUUGCCUUGAAAGUCCUUGCUUCAAAGUUCAACGUCAGAAACUUCUUUGAAAGAAUUCAAGAGUCAGUCUUCCACCAAUAUGUUCUCCAGACACUCUCGGGACCUCCGCUUAUAGAAGAGGCAGAGAUCAUUGGGCGCGAGCCAAGCACGGGCCAUCUUAGUUUCACAAGCACCAAGAAUGGGAGGGUGAAAGGGAAAAAAGUUCUUGAUAUGGGAAAGGUUCACAAGAUGAAACAAGAGAAGGUCUCAGCUUGGACAAUGAGAGUUUUGAUUGAAGCAGUUGGAGCUUCAGGUCUCUCAACCAUAUCAAACACUUUGGAUGAGUGUAGCAAUGGUAAGGAGAAAGCUGAUAAAGAGAUAACUAAUGAGAUGGAGGCUGUGGCUGCUGCCUAUGAUAUUUUCAACAAUGUUGCUCAGCCAAACAACAAUUACAUAGAGGAAGAUGACUUGCUGAGGUUCAUGAUUAAGGAAGAGGUAGACCUUGUACUCCCUUUAAUAGAUGGUGGCGAGAGUGGAAAAAUCACACGCAACGCUUUUACAGAAUGGGUGAUUAACGUUUACACAAGUCGAAAAGCAUUAGGACAUUCACUGAACGAUACAAAGACAGCAGUUAGACAAGUGGACAAACUUAUAACUGGAGUCUUGUCUGUCAUCACUUUCAUCAUUUGGUUGGUGCUUUUAGAUAUAGCAACAACCAAGUUCUUGGUGGUCUUCUCUUCACAAUUCGUGGGUCUUGCUUUCAUGAUCGGAAGUACUUGCAAGAAUAUCUUUGAGUCCUUUGUGUUUGUCUUCGUGAUGCACCCUUAUGACGUUGGUGAUCGUUGCGUUGUCGAUGGUGUACUGUUGUUGGUUGAAGAAAUAGAUCUUUUAACUACCGUGUUCCUCAAGAUUGACAACGAGAAAGUGUUCUAUCCAAAUGCGACUUUGAUAUCAAAACCAAUAAGCAAUUUCUAUAGAAGUCCAGAUAUGGGAGAUUCAGUAGAAUUCUCCAUUGCAUUCUCAACACCAGCCGCAAAAAUCGCCACUCUCAAGGAAAAAGUAGCAGAAUACUUGGUGCAAAACCCACAAAACUGGUAUCCAGAACCCAUGUUGAUGGUGAAGGCCAUUGAGAAUGUGAACAAGCUGAAUUUGAAUCUACUCGUCCAACACACCAUGAACUUCCAAAACUUUGGAGAGAAGAAUCUCAGAAGAACCGGGCUGGUCAUUGCACUUAAGCGAAUACUUGAGGAGCUUGAGAUCGAUUACACCCUUCUUUCUCAAGAAGUUCACCUCACCGGUCAUAAAUAAUUGGGAAAAGCCACUCUUCCUUUUUUUCCUUUUUGCAUUUAUUCAAAGUAGUACUAGUUAUCUUAAUUUGCUUCAGUUUAAUUUGAACUCAAAAAGCUUUAACUUAGUUUGCGUUUCUCUUUGAGUACCAACGUUACCUUUCGGUAUGGAUUCCUUUUUGUUUACUUUAUGUUACUGUUUAAAUCUGGG
This is a messenger RNA of Eruca vesicaria subsp. sativa (arugula), 2555 nucleotides long. The record is from the annotation of a GenBank genome assembly. Lineage: Eukaryota; Viridiplantae; Streptophyta; Magnoliopsida; Brassicales; Brassicaceae.